Penicillium argentinense is the source of this 615-nucleotide messenger RNA. Its product is annotated as NudC domain-containing protein. Lineage: Eukaryota; Fungi; Ascomycota; Eurotiomycetes; Eurotiales; Aspergillaceae. Gene Ontology annotation, cellular component: cytoplasm. The record is from RefSeq and is a predicted model, not a curated record. Gene Ontology annotation, biological process: protein folding. The coding region runs from base 1 to 615 and encodes 204 amino acids. The transcript has 3 exons.
AUGUCUGCCGAACAGAACCCCUCGCCUGCCGAAUUGGCCCAGCGUGAGCUCGAGGAGAAGGAACGCAAGGCUCGUGAGGUCGCUGAGCAGGCUCAGCUUCCUUACAAAUGGACGCAGACCAUCCGCGAUGUGGACGUGUCCGCCCCGAUCCCCGCCAACAUCAAGGGUCGCGACAUGGAGGUCGUCCUGACCAAGACGAAACUCAAGGUGGCCAUCAAGGGCCAAGAGCCGAUCAUCGAGGUGUGUUUGGAAGUGACUGGCUGGCGACUUCCCCACCCUAUCCGCGUCGACGAGUCCUCCUGGACCCUCGAGACCACGCCCACCCCGCCCGGUAAAGAGGUGAAUAUUCACCUGGACAAGGUCAACAAGGUCGAGUGGUGGCCGCAUGUCGUGACGACCGCGCCCAAGAUCGAUGUCACCAAGAUCCAGCCCGAGAAUUCCAGCCUGAGCGACUUGGACGGCGAGACCCGCGCAAUGGUUGAGAAGAUGAUGUAUGACCAGCGACAGAAGGAGACGGGUGGCAUGACGAGUGACGAGCAGCGCAAGGCGGAUCUACUGAAGAAGUUCCAGGCCGAUCAUCCGGAAAUGGAUUUCUCGAACGCGCAAAUUGGUUAA